Messenger RNA from Blepharisma stoltei, 4275 nucleotides. Lineage: Eukaryota; Ciliophora; Heterotrichea; Heterotrichida; Blepharismidae. The record is from the annotation of a GenBank genome assembly.
AUGGGGUCGCAGCAAUCGAUUUUUUCAGCUGUCGCAACACUUGUGAUAGGCUCAGCAAAUGAAUAUGAAUUAAAGAAAAUUUUUGAUGAAGAAAGGCUAAAAGAGCUUAAAAAACCUCCCAGCCUUGAUGAGGCUAAAAAUUUGAGAGCUAAAUAUUCAGUAGCUGAUUUAGAGGCUGAUAAUAAAAACCCAAAGGCAUAUAAUAUAUGAUCUGCUUCUCCUGAAAAACUUGGAAAAUAUGGAGUUGGGCUUGAAUUGUAUUUUCUCUUUUUGAAACAAAUGGCUAUUUUAUUCUUCAUUAUUGCUUGUAUAAGUAUUUAUCCAGCUUACACUAACUCAAAAGGAACCUGAAUUGAAGAUGAUGAAAGCCAGAGUGGUUCAAGAUUUACUUUGGCUAUAAUUAAAAAUGUCAGUAAGUGGUAGGCUCGGUCCUAAAUCUGAGAUAAGUUCACGGCUUUUUGAAAGUUUUGGCUGAAGAGAAUCAUACACUGUGUCUGGUGUAGAUUAGAGAGGUCCUAAGGGGCUUGGGAGCAGAAACAGUGACCGUUAGGUGGGCCCACCCACCUACUGUUAUUCAGAGCUAUGGUCCAAGCUGAGGCCAAGAAGUGGGAACUUGAGGAACCAUCAUAAACUUAAACUGGAACUUUGGCUAAUCCAUACUGACUCAAAAAAAGCGAUAGAUGCAUUUUUGAUUUAUGUAGAGGAAAUAUUACUGAUGAAAGGAUAAACGAGAUACAGGAUGAUAUUGAUGAAAACUAUAAAAUUAGGAUUAUUAAAGACAAGCGCUAUCUAUAGUGGCGAUGCAAUCAUUAAAGAUCUCCUAUACGGGAGGUUCAUCCGCUUUGUGAUAAAGAGUCACACUAGAAAUAGUCUUAACUGGUAUAGUUGUCUCCUCCUUGCCUUGAUGCUCAGUUUGAGUAGACAGCAUAUGGGUUUCUGAGGCCUUGCGACAGGCGAUAGGAAGUUGCCUGACUCCAGUAAGUAGCUCUUGGAGUUUAUCAGGGGUGCUAGAGUGCCUUUCUUUGGUAGCUACAGGAAAAAGACUGUCCUCUAUGGCUUGCCUAGCCCUGGGUUUCUCGGUAGAAGAUGCCCAAUUCUCUAACCCCCCUCCGUGAGUGAACAAAACCAUUAGAAAAAUCGCUAUUUUUUGCCAAAAAACCCACCCUCCGUGAGUGAGUGAACAAAAAUUGUUUUAAUAGAAAAAAAUUUUUAUGGAAAAAAAAUUGAUAUAUAAAUGAUAAUUAGUUUAAUGAAAUCUAGAACUAAUUCUGUUUAAUUUUAAACGAAUUGCUUUUUAAAACAUAAAUUUUAUAAUAUUUGCUUUCCAAUUUUUGCGAAUUAUGAUUUUUUUAAAUUUCGAAAAAAAAUAUUUUUUUUUAAAAAAAUAUAAAAAAAUAACACCCCUCCAUGAGUAAAAAAAAUUUUUUUUUGUUCACUCACGGAGGGGGUAGUAAAGGAAGUCGCUUGGCCCCACCAUUUCCAACUGCAAUAAAGCAGCCAAAACCUACCCAGAUACACAUUUGCUGAGGCUAUGCUUGUGGAUUCUAUUCUCGUUCACCAUGCUCUUAAGGUCCAGACUGUUGUGCGAAGAGAGCAGGCUGUCAAGUGCUCUAUUUUAAAUUAUUGAAAACUAUAAAGAAACUUGAAUUGUUGAUGCUGCUUAUACAUGCAUAUUUUUAAUUGGCUUGGUCAUAAUUCUGAUUGUUAAUAAAAUAAAAAUCAAUCAUAAUACGUUAGGAAAUGAUAGAGUAGCAGACUAUUCAAUUGAAGUCGGAGGAUUUCCUGAUAAAAGUAUCGAUAUAUUUGAAGUGCUUGAUCAUUUCAAAUGUUUUGGAAACAUAGUCGAAAUUUACUUAGGCCGCUCUUAUGGAGAUCUUUUGUAUUUCUAUCGAGAAAAAGCAGAAGUUUCAAAGAAAAUUAAAAUUCAUCAAAUUUUUUUGGAUAAUGAUUUAGAGUCAGUAAACAAUGAAAAACUUAAAAAGCUGCAAAUAAAACUGUUAAAAUUAGAAAAAAAUAUUAAAAAUUCGAGUUUUAACAAACUUAAUCAUGAACUUCCUGUGAACAGAGCUUAUAUCAUUUUCGAAUCUCAAGAAGGCCGGGCAAGAGCUAUUACAAAAUACAGGAAAAAAUGAUGCUUCCUAAAAAAUAAUGACUCAAGCUUAAAAUUCCAAGGAGAACACAAACUAAAAGUUUAUUCCAGCACCGAGCCAUCUGAUAUUAUUUGGGAAAAUUUGCAAAUCGCUUAUUGAGAGUGUUUGGUUUGGCUUUUUGUUUCCUCAUCAAGCGAUAAAACUUAGGUCUGCUAUAGACACUCAAAUACUUUUUCCGAAGACUCUAUAAGACACCGAUCUAGCUAGAGCGAUACCUUUAGCUAGAUCCCUAUAUUUAAAGCAACGAGCCAUCAAAGAUUCCAAGGCAGCAUCAAGAACCAGGCUAAAAAGCCGAAAGAGAGCUAUCUCUGGUGGAGUUUUGAUAAGCCCCAGAAUAGGUUGAUUUCUAAUAUUGUGCGUCUUGAGUGUAAUCUAAAAUCGAAUCCAAUCCCUUAAUAUUUAAUUAAGCUCAGUUUAUUGAGAAAGAGUUUCGAGGAUUACUUCCUCAGUGAUUAUAGUCGUUAUUUUAAUGAGUAUUUCUGUUGGGCUAAUAUUUUUAAUGAAAAGAGGAAGCCAAAACACAUAUGACGCCUACCGAUGCAUGUAUGAUCAUCAUGACGAUGAUUAUCCUUUAAACCAUGUCUUAGCUAAUGAAACAAGUUGAGACUCAGAUGGUGCUCAAAUGCAAUGCUGGUGUAGCCAACAGCCAGCAUCAGACUGGGCACAAAAACCUCAAAUCAGAUCAAUAUGCAUGGACUACGUCAUGCAAAAGCUGUCCUCUGCAGCAGUUAACUUUUUCAUUUGUUGCGGGAUCGUGAUUAUCAAUUAUACUUUGAGGCAGUUAUUUACUAUUCUAUCUGAGUUUGAAAGGCGUAAGAGCUAUAAUAUAAAACAGACUCAUUUGAUGCUAAAAAUAUUUGCAGCAAUGCUAACUAAUACUGCUUUGGUUCCCAUUAUAGUUCAUUUAUCAUAUAAUAAUGAUGGUCAAGAUGAAUUGAUUGAUCGGCAGUUUAAUGAUAUUACAAAGUACUGGUAUGUAAAAGUAGGCUCUAUGUUCUAUAUUAUGAUGUGCAUUAAUGUUGUUUCUCCUCAUUUAAUUUUUAACUUUUUGGUCAUGUACAUGACAGGGUUAUGAAAAAGGUUUCGAAGCUCUCAGACUUAUAAGACACAGUAUGAAAUUUAUAAUGCUUUUAUAGGCCCAGAAUUUCGACUUGCUACAAGGACUUCUAUGAUUUUGACAGUAAUUUUCACAUGCUUUAUUUUCUCUGGAGGAAUCCCUCUGCUGAAUAUAAUUGCUUUUUUAGCAUUAUUUGUGAUAUAUUGGACUGAUAAAUUUUUAAUUUUGAGGCACUAUAGAAAACCUCCAUACUAUAGUCAUCAUGUAUACAGUAGCGCUAUAAAAGUUAUGCCACUCUGCGCUUUCUUCCAUUCUUGCUUUUCUCUUUAUGCCUAUGGAUGUGAUGAUGUAUUUCCACAGAAACUGCGCAUUUUAGCAAAUACUAUGCUUGGAGAAUCUUAUUAUUAUGCUGAUUUGAAUUAUCAAAGCCUAAAGGAGAGGAUCACUAUGGACCAUGGAAUUAUGUUUUUUAUUUUAAUUAUUAUAAGCUUGGUUUUAUUUUUAUUGUUUAUUUUUUCAGAAAAGCUAACUAAAGAAUGCAAAAGAAUUUUGCUUUUAAGAGGCUAUAAAGAAACAAAAAAAUUUUCUAGCGCAAAAAAUAAUAUUAAAAAAUAUGCACUUACAAGUUAUGAUUUAGAGCAAAAUCCAAAUUACUCGUUUUUGAUUAAUGAAAUGAACAAAGAUGUAAAAGAUGGAAAAUUUGGCUGAAGAAGAACAAAAACAGCUAAUAAACUGACAGUGGUAAAUGAACGAAGGAUUAUAACUUCGUCGUGGUCUGAUGAACUUCAAUAUCUAAAUCAAGAUGAAGAUCGUAGAAGGGCAAAUAACGAGCCUCAAAUAAGGCUUAGCACAUCUUUGCCUAACAUCGGAUCAGAAUAUGUAGAGCAUAGCAGUCUUCACCAGUCUAAAGCAAAAUCAACAGAUUUAAAUAGCUGUGACAUUUUUUAUUGAGAUGAAAAAAAUGCUACAAGAUCAACUCCUGAAGGCAGAACGCCAGAAGUAGUAUAUAAUGAAGAAGGCUCACAGUCCAUUUUAGUUGGCAUUUCCAACGGCUCGUACAGUGGAUAA